UCUAGCAACAUCCCUUGUUUUCUCGUUCCUAGCAGAACCUUGACAUCAUGGGAUUCAUCAGCUGCUUGUGGUCAUUCUCCAUCCCCAUGCUGCUCCUAACUUUAUGGGUCAGAUCUCUAGCCACACAAGAGUAUGAUGAUUAUUCUGAUGACGCAAUUACAUCGGACACUAUAUCAUGUCCACAACAACCACGGUCCUUCAAAGGGGAACUGAAUAACACAUUCUUGCGAAUUUCUGCAUCAUCGAAGGAUCACCUGAAGAGUUCCAUCACGGUUGUGCUCAUACCUUCCAUCUACUCUGUUAUAUUCCUUGUUGGUCUACCAGCCAAUGGUCUUGCCCUUUGGGUUUUAGCAACCAAAGUUAAAAAGAUGACAUCUACAGUGUUCCUUAUGAAUCUGGCAGUGGCAGAUCUUUUACUCAUCCUGGUUCUUCCCUUUAAGAUAUUUUACUAUUAUUUGGGAAACAAUUGGAUUUUUGGGGAGCUGAUGUGCAGGGCUGUGACAAGCUUCUUUUAUGGGAACAUGUAUUGCUCAGCCUUGCUACUUAUGUGUAUCAGUGUUGACCGUUACCUGGCAGUGGUGCACCCUUUUUUCUCCAGACGAUUCAGAAGCAGGGUUUUUGCAACUGCUAUAUGCUCUACCUGCUGGAUUAUUGGCAUGUUGUCUACCAUUCCCCUGGCCACAAUGCAACAAUCUUACCUCCUUCUGGACACUCAACUCACAUUGUGUCAUGAUGCUCUUCCCAAGCAGGAGCAAGCAGAGUAUCUGUUUUAUUACUUUAUAUCUGCCAUUGUUUUGUGCUUUAUUUUGCCAUUGAUAAUUAUUGUAUUUAGUUACACUGCAGUAAUUCGGGAACUGAUUCUAAGUGGAGAGAAAUACAGCUAUGCUGUCAAACUAAGCACCUUGGUGCUCUUCAUAGUGAUCAUCUUAUUGACACCAAGCAACGUGGUUCUUUUGAUGCAUUACUCAGAGCACUGUCUUCAAAGACAUGGCGACCUAUAUGCAGUCUAUAUGGUCUGCUUAACUUUGAGCGCCUUAAACAGCUGCGUGGAUCCUUUUGUGUAUUACUAUGCUUCAGAAGAAUUUCGAGACAAGGUGAGAAAACAGUUUAGGAAAAAGUCUACAAUAUCAAUGGCCUCCGUAAAAACUACUAAAGAGACUCUGCCACCAAGUUACCCCAACUACCCAUCUCAUCCAGUGAUAUGACAUUUUAUGUUCACAAGAAAGAAACAUUUUGGUAGUAGGUACAUAAGUACCCAAAAAUACACAAUGGCUUAAACUAAUCCUUCUUCAGCCUAGUGCUGUUUCUUCUAUGAAAUCUGUAGCAUCAUGUGGCUACAGAAACAAAGAACAUGAUGUCCUUUGAUAUGCUUUGUGUUCAAGAGACUUUUUUUUUCUCAAGUACUGUUGUCAUUAUUCUAUUUUAUAUUGCAGCAAUUUUAUUUUUAGCAGUUCAUUCAGUGACCAGCUAUGUUUAAGAAACAAAAGAGUAUGGCCACAUGGUCAGGUUUCUUCAUGCAGUUUUGGAAGCCAAAAUCAGGGGUGGAUUAUAAAACAAGAGCAAGUAUAAAGGACAGAUAUGACUUUACUUUUUUUUUUUUUAUUUAGUCCUGGUUUUGGCUCCCAAAACUGCAUCAGGAGAUAUCACCAUGUGCCCAUACCCUCACAGGUGUGAAAUGUGUGAGCAGGUUUUUUUUUAUGCCUAUUGUGGGUUUUUAAACAGAUGCUUCCAGUGUUGGACUGGGGGGCCUAGGGUCCACCAGUGGAACCGAGUCCAAGGGCCCAUCAUAUAGCUGCAUGGAAAUAUCACAUGUUCAGAUUUAGGCCCUAUGCACAUGAGUGUGUGCAUUUUAGCACAAAAUAAAUAGGAGCUGAUAUAUCAGAAUAGUUUUAUUUUGUGUCAGAAUAUUAUGUCCAUUUUUAGUUUGUGCCAAAUUUAUGAUCUUGGAUUGUUGAAUGUAUCUAAAUAUAUGAUUCUGUUUUAGAAAGUGGUGAAGUGAAGUUUCACAAUGUGCCUUAGUGCUUUAAAGGGAAUGUGGAUAUUUGAUUAUAAUCUAACUAAUUAUAUACAAUCAUUAACUACUAAGGCUACUUUCACACUUGCGUUCAGAGCGGAUCCGUCUGGUGUCUGCACAGAUGGAUCCGCUC
This is a messenger RNA of Bufo gargarizans (Asiatic toad), 2147 nucleotides long. It is a transcript of the gene F2RL3, whose product is annotated as F2R like thrombin or trypsin receptor 3. Gene Ontology annotation, cellular component: membrane. The transcript is spliced from 2 exons. Gene Ontology annotation, biological process: phospholipase C-activating G protein-coupled receptor signaling pathway; positive regulation of Rho protein signal transduction; thrombin-activated receptor signaling pathway. Lineage: Eukaryota; Metazoa; Chordata; Amphibia; Anura; Bufonidae. Gene Ontology annotation, molecular function: thrombin-activated receptor activity. Bases 48 to 1205 code for a protein of 385 amino acids. The record is from RefSeq and is a predicted model, not a curated record.